This is a messenger RNA of Perca flavescens (yellow perch), 1612 nucleotides long. RefSeq names its product gamma-aminobutyric acid type A receptor subunit beta2b (gene gabrb2b). Gene Ontology annotation, biological process: monoatomic ion transmembrane transport. The record is from RefSeq and is a predicted model, not a curated record. The coding region runs from base 41 to 1612 and encodes 523 amino acids. NCBI's taxonomy places the organism in Eukaryota, Metazoa, Chordata, Actinopteri, Perciformes, Percidae. The transcript has 10 exons. Gene Ontology annotation, molecular function: GABA-A receptor activity; extracellular ligand-gated monoatomic ion channel activity. Gene Ontology annotation, cellular component: membrane.
GACCUCGUUUGUCUUCACUAAAAGAAAAAUACACAUAAGCAUGGCAGUGUUCAGAAAGAGAAGAAUGGGGUGUUUUUGCGUCUGGUUGCUCCCUGUUGUAGUGACUGUGGUGUGCGCUCAAAGUGUCGGUGACCCUAGCAAUAUGUCGUUGGUUAAAGAAACGGUGGAUAGACUGUUGAAAGGUUAUGAUAUACGAUUGAGGCCAGAUUUCGGAGGUCCUCCUGUUGGCGUAGGAAUGAAUAUAGACAUAGCCAGCAUAGACAUGGUAUCAGAAGUCAAUAUGGACUACACAUUGACAAUGUACUUCCAGCAGGCCUGGCGAGACAAACGGCUGUCCUACACUGAGAUCCCCCUCAACCUGACCUUAGAUAACCGGGUGGCUGACCAGCUCUGGGUCCCUGACACAUACUUCCUCAAUGACAAGAAAUCAUUUGUCCACGGUGUCACAGUGAAAAAUAGAAUGAUCCGACUACACCCGGAUGGUACCGUACUGUACGGUCUAAGGAUCACUACCACCGCUGCUUGUAUGAUGGACCUAAGAAGGUAUCCAUUGGAUGAGCAAAACUGCACACUCGAGAUAGAGAGUUAUGGUUACACAACAGAUGAUAUUGAGUUCCACUGGCGAGGAGGAGACAAUGCUGUGACUGGGGUGGACAAGAUAGAACUUCCCCAGUUCUCCAUUGUGGAUCAUAAGCUCAUCUCCAAGAAUGUCGUCUUCUCCACAGGUGCUUACCCUCGUCUGUCCCUGAGUUUUAAGCUGAAGAGAAACAUUGGGUACUUCAUCCUACAGACAUACAUGCCUUCUAUACUUAUCACCAUCCUCUCUUGGGUCUCCUUCUGGAUCAACUACGACGCCUCUGCUGCCAGAGUGGCUCUCGGUAUUACCACCGUGCUCACCAUGACUACCAUUAACACCCACCUUAGAGAAACCCUCCCCAAAAUACCCUAUGUCAAGGCAAUAGACAUGUACCUCAUGGGCUGCUUCGUCUUUGUCUUCCUGGCUCUGCUGGAGUAUGCGCUGGUAAACUACAUCUUCUUUGGACGGGGCCCUCAACGUCAGAAACGGGCAGCAGAGAAACUGACUACUGCCAAUAACGAAAAGAUGAGGAUGGAUCCAAACAAGUGGCUGGUGGGGAAUGUAGUUGGCAGAGAUGAUACUCUGUAUGCAAGAAUGAAACAAAGGGAUCUUGAUGGUCAUGACUCGAUGUGGGAACCAAUCUUUGUGGAUGAUGCAGCAAUUGGACUUGGCGAUCAAAAAAAUAAGAUGGACCCACAUGAAAACAUCCUUUUGGGCACUCUGGACAUCAAGAAUGACAUGGGCGUUUCAGAGCUGGCUCUGGGUCUCAAUGACCCACGAAAUACCAUGCUGACAUACGACAGCUCAACUCUACAGUACCGUAAAGCAGGGCUGGCCAGGCACAACUUUGGCCGAAACACACUGGAGUGCCACAUGACUCGAAAGAAGAGCCGACUACGGAGGCGCGCUUCACAGCUAAAGAUCAACAUCCCAGACUUGACUGAUGUAAACUCUAUUGACAAAUGGUCGAGGAUGAUCUUCCCAACUGUCUUCUCCUUCUUCAACAUUGUUUACUGGCUUUACUAUGUUAAUUAA